UCCUCUGGUAGGUUCCACAAUGGUACAGGCAGCAUCGCGCUGCACAAUGGUUUCCAGGCAGUGAAAGAGGGUGAUUCAGCAGCCACUCUUCUUCUUCUUCUUCUUUUUUUUGUUUUUAAAAAACCUCCCCUUCUCUUUUUUAUUUUUAUGGGGUUGGAUGGUGCUUGUUAUUUGCUUACCUUUUUUUUUUCUUUUUUCAUUUUUACAAUUUUCCUUUUUUCUCCUCACCCCUCAAUUCCUAGGGGUUUGAGUGACUUUAAGAUUGGGUUUUCUUGGGAAACAUCUGCCAAUCAGUCAUUGCAGACAAUUUGCCCACCUCCAAAGAAUCUACUUAUUAGAGUUUGGAAUGUGGUUAAUGAGAAACAAGUAGGGAGGAUUUCUGGGGCAAACACUGCUGGAUCAGGAUCGUAGUUCUCAAGCACGGAAUGGCUAGUGUGAGAAACACCAACGGCAGGACCAUCUCAGAUCUUCGUUAUGGUAAUUCAUGCAAAAAGCUGUUGAAUUAGGCAUAUUUCCUAUAGAUGAGAAACCAUACAAGCAGUGGUAUUUAUGAGCCUCCAUUUAUUGUACUACUGCAGUGAACCAACCUUGGAUGUGAAAAUUGCCUUUUGUCAGGGAUUUGAUAAACAAGUGGAUGUGUCAUAUAUUGCCAAACAUUACAACAUGAGCAAAAGCAAAGUUGACAACCAGUUCUACAGUGUGGAAGUGGGAGACUCAACCUUCACAGUUCUCAAGCGCUACCAGAAUCUAAAGCCUAUUGGCUCUGGGGCUCAGGGAAUAGUUUGUGCUGCGUACGAUGCUGUCCUUGACAGAAAUGUGGCCAUUAAGAAGCUCAGCAGACCCUUUCAAAACCAAACACAUGCCAAGAGAGCUUACCGGGAGCUGGUCCUCAUGAAGUGUGUGAACCAUAAAAAUAUUAUUAGUUUAUUAAAUGUCUUCACACCCCAGAAAACACUGGAGGAGUUCCAGGAUGUUUACUUAGUAAUGGAAUUGAUGGAUGCCAAUUUGUGUCAGGUGAUUCAGAUGGAAUUAGACCAUGAGCGAAUGUCUUACCUGCUAUACCAAAUGUUGUGUGGUAUCAAGCACCUUCACUCUGCUGGAAUUAUUCACAGGGAUUUAAAACCGAGUAACAUUGUAGUCAAGUCUGAUUGCACAUUGAAAAUCCUUGACUUCGGACUGGCCAGGACAGCAGGCACAAGCUUCAUGAUGACUCCUUAUGUGGUGACGCGUUAUUACAGAGCCCCCGAGGUCAUCCUGGGGAUGGGCUACAAGGAGAAUGUUGACAUGUGGUCAGUAGGGUGCAUCAUGGGAGAAAUGAUAAAAGGUGCAGUGCUCUUUCCUGGCACUGAUCAUAUUGACCAGUGGAACAAGGUAAUUGAGCAACUAGGAACACCAUGUCCGGAAUUCAUGAAGAAAUUGCAACCCACAGUAAGAAACUAUGUGGAGAAUCGGCCCAAGUAUGCAGGACUCACCUUCCCCAAGCUCUUUCCAGAUUCCCUCUUCCCAGCGGACUCUGAGCACAAUAAACUCAAAGCCAGCCAAGCCAGGGAUUUGUUGUCAAAGAUGCUAGUGAUUGACCCAGCAAAAAGGAUAUCAGUGGAUGAUGCCUUACAGCACCCAUACAUCAAUGUCUGGUAUGACCCUGCCGAAGUGGAGGCGCCUCCACCUCAGAUUUAUGACAAACAGUUGGACGAGAGAGAACACACCAUUGAAGAAUGGAAAGAACUUAUCUACAAGGAAGUUAUGAAUUCAGAAGAAAAGACUAAAAAUGGUGUUGUAAAAGGACAACCUUCUCCUUCAGGUGCAGCAGUGAACAGCAGUGAGAGUCUCCCUCCAUCCUCGUCUGUCAAUGACAUCUCCUCCAUGUCCACCGACCAGACCCUGGCAUCUGACACCGACAGCAGCCUGGAAGCUUCGGCAGGACCCCUGGGUUGUUGCAGGUGACUAGCCGCCUGCCUGCGAAACCCAGCAUUCUUCAGGAGAUGAUGCGAUGGAACACACACACACAUGCACACACAUACACACACACACACACGCACACACACAAACGUAGAUACACAAUGACAAGAAAAUGCAAGGGAGAAAAUCCAAGCCUAAAAUCGAAAUGAAUCUUUCAGCCUGCCGCUUCUCCAGAGUGUGCACUGCAGCUAAGCCAAAUGCACACUUACCUUCUAGCUGCUCUUGCUUUGGCCUUCCUCCCACAGUGCUUACCACAGAAAGCAAACCAAACACAAUUAGAAAAGCCUUUCCAUAAAGUGUAAUUUUCAAUGGCUUGUGCAAAACCAGACCUGUAACUGCCCUUUCAAAUGGCAUGACACAGUGUGCAGUGGCCCCAUCCAGCAUGUGUGUGUCUCUAUCUUGCAUCUACCUGCUCCUUUUGGCCCAGUCAGAUGGAUGUAGAUACAGAUCUGCAUGUGUCUGUAUUCAGACGGCACUAUUUCCUUAGAGAUGCUGCUGUCAGUGUCCUCAGGGCCCGACCAAGACAUCACCCACUGGGGCACCAUGUGGUCCAUUUCAUGUGAUCUAUUACUCUGACAUAAAUCCAUCUGUAAUAUAUUGCCAGUAUAUAAGCUCUUUAGUUUGUUAAUUAAUUAAGCUGUAUGUCUUACAAGAAAAACAUGUAAAGGGGGAAAUAUGGGGGGAAUGAGCUCUCUCGGACCCUUGAAGAUGUAGUGUCCAAAUUUGAACUGAUUAAAUGGCACCUGUAUACCAAUUUGUAGACAGAACAUAUGUGAUGCUUAUGUACAGUGUGGGGGCGGGAGGGGUUAGCAGUUUCCAGGUACUAAAUGGUUUAACCUUUAGAAGGAAGAUAGGAAUAGAAGCUGAGGGUCUUUUCUCUGACAGUGAGCAGGAGAAACUUAGGGGAUAGUGUUACAGUGUGGAGGGGGACCUACCAAGGUCAUUGCCCAGACAGUAGAGACCUGACAUCCCUGUUUUAGAGAGUAGACCCCAUUUGUCAUUUACAAAUUAUGUGUCACGACUGGACAGAGAGUGGCAGGUGGUGAGGCAGGAUAAUUGUGUAUGUAUUUGAUGGUAAGAAUCCCUUCCUGGAACAGCAGAAUUGCCUCUGCACGUCUUUAACAGAAAAUGAGCCUGCCUAGACUAUUUUCAGAUUGUGCAUUACAUUUUCCAUGACUGCUACUUCCCAGGUUUAUACCCUGCCUGCCAUAGUUUUAUUUUGAGAAGGAAUAUUAUUUUCCUCUUCUGGAAUAAAAAAAUUAAUUACUUAAAAAACGAAAAAACAAAGCACAGGGUUAUCCUCAGGUUAGCAUAUGAAAACAUUUCUACAGACAUUAUUAUUCCUCAGUGAUUCCCCUGACUCCUCAAUAUGGCUAAUGUUUCAUGUUUAUUUACUUAUUUUCCUAAAUUCGAACAAUUCAAGAAGGGCUGAUAAUCUGGGUUUUGUAACUCAGUCGAUGUGACAGCAUUAACUGCCCACAGGUUACUGCUGCUAAAUAGCUUUAGCAAUGUAAGUCUGUUUUAAAAGCCAUGAAGCAUUUAUGUCCGUGUUUAGCAAAAUCACCUGAAUUUAGCUCAAAUUAAAUGAAAGUGCUUUCCCAAGCACUUAGGAAGGCACUGUGGAACAUCUUGGUUAUAUAUAAGGUAACACCAGGGUGACUUCUGAGCAAUAACGGGCCGGGUGGAAGCUCACCUUCACCCCUUCUCUCUGGUGGGGUACCCGGCACAGCUCUUUGCACUGUGGCUGCUGUGAUGCUCACCACUGUGGCGAUAUUUCACCAGAAGAAGAGAUGAAACACAUGCCAUGGAUGGUUGUUGAAUGUGCCAUGACUGGCAAACAGAAUCCCUUAAAAAAUAGAGCAAACAAGAAUGCCAGUGCUCUGAAAACUGCCUUAAAUACAACAAGGGGGAAGCUGUGUCCCUUUAUAAGCAAUAGAAUCACCCCCCACUAUCCCCAUGCGAGCAAUGCUGCUGUUUAUAGGAUUGCUUCAAACAGUAGGAUUCAUGACAAGAGGUCAUUUGUUUAAAAUGGGGAGAAAAUAAGCCCACUAGACUAUGCAGCUUGUUCGUGGAAUAAAAGUGGCCCUGUUUCUCUGUCUGGCUGCCAUCCUUUUUGGUUAAUAUUGCAGACAACCUGAUUUGAAAAAUGCCUCCACAUUCACCUGAGCUUUUACUUUUCUUUCUGUCAAACUUCUCCCCACCACUUUUUUUAAAGAUUCUCUUUAUCCCUUUUCUUUCCUUAACUCCUUUCUCUCUAUUCUCUUGCUACACGUGUGGCCUCUCAACUCCCAGUUUUCCAGCAUGUGUAAUUUACAUGCAGAGAGCAGGCAGCUGUUUGAAAGAAAGUGAGUCACAAGGGAUAUUUCAUCAACCACAAAAUGUCAAAAGAAAGAAGGAAAUCUGCAGCCAGCACCUAAGAAGCUCUUGACAGUUAGACUGUCUCUCAUGGGUGCAGAAGCGCUGGUUUUUCCCACUCAGAUGAAAGCAGGUAGGAACUGGCAGCGCUCUCCUGCUCUUCUACCCUCCCCAGACUCUGCUAAUCUGAGCUCUCCUGUCGAAUGGAGCUGAUGACCUUUAGCCUAAACUCUCUUGUGGACAAGAGAAAAUGGAACAAAUCCUUCAGACUGAAGUAUCAUGUGCAAAUAGAGCUAAAGGUUUGGCUUCUUUACUGCCUACAGGAUUAAUUUCACUAGAUUGUUAAAGCAAGACAGGUGAUGGGAAAACAAAGAGAACCAUCAUUUUUAAAAGCCCACCUGUACCUUCAUGAUCUUGGGUCCACUUUAUUUUAGUAUCUUCAGGAGGUGAUUCUGUUGUUAUCAAAAUCACAGAAUAUAUUAUGUUCUGCAUUGAGUCUUCUUUUCUUAAACAAAACAAAACAAACAUUUCCUAUGUAGUCACUGUUACAUCUAAAGGACUCCCUUGCAUUUCAGACAAGGAAGUGUCAAGUUAUGUGGAUUAUAUCCUUGGGAAAAGUAAAGGUCCUGCCCGCGUGGGUUCAUUGCGAAGUGUGAAAUCGGCACUUGGCGAGGCCUCACCUCCUUCCUAUGGUCCAGAAUCACUUCCUAUGGCCAUUGGUUUUGCAGUGAUUCUCAGUGAGAUUUUUGUAGUAUUUUGUAGAAGACAUGGCUGUAUGCCCAUGUGCAGAAGGACCUAAAUAGUUAGGAGAGUUUGGCAAAACCACCACCACUUUGAUAUUUGUAUUUGUAUUUUGUGGGUCAGUGUGUUCAUUUUUAAAGACAUACGUUGGCCUUAUAGGCAAACUUCUUCUGGUGGACUAAGAACUGAUAAUAACCUUGUAUCUUAAGGAAUCUGAUGACUGAGUUUUGUAGGAAUGUAUACCACAGGUGCACCAGGGCCCUGCCAAUGCCCUCUAAUUGCGGUAAACUGUUUAAUUGAGGGCCAAGGAGCUGGAGAGCUUUUCUCAAUCUGUUAUCACUAUCAGGAAAUAUUACCUAAGGAUCCUGUGAUAGCAGCUGCAUGUUAAAUCAGAAAUGAGGCCUUGAUGAAUAAGUGAAAUAGAUGAGAAUACAUAAAUCUGUUCAUGACCUACUGGAGUAAAAAAAGCAAUAAGCAAAACUGACUUAAAUUUUAAAUGUUCACUGCAAAAUCCAAAUGAUACAAAAUCUAUUCAACUCUCAACAUUUGAAAAUCUAAGUAUUGAAAUCAUUGCACUCUGUAAAUAAUGUCAGCAGAUUUGCUGAAAAAUUUGUCUUCUAUAGCUCAGAGAAAGGAAUAACAUUGUCCCAGGAACCUUUGAUACCAACCAUUUUGGGUACGAAGAGGAAUCCCCUUCCCCACUCACAACUCCCUGUGCAUUUUAAUUGUGAAAGUCCAACAUUUUCCCACAGAUAUCAUUAAAGCAAGCAGGUAAACUCCUUUCUGUAAAAACAACAAAUAGUGACAAUGUAAAUAGUUGUAUUUGUUAUUUUCCAUGUGACUGUAAUUUAAGAUUUUGUUACUUCUUCUGUCACUUAGUUCUUUCACUGUCUGAAAUGGUUCAUUUUGACCCAUUUACUUGGUCACUCAAGCUGAAAUAGAAGGCCUCUGUUUAUAUGUGGACUGCUGUGUAUCUAACUUAUAUGUGGGACCAAUGGCCAGUAUAUUCUAGAGGAAACAAGUCUCCCAACCCUUAUUUAUCAUCAAACUGUUCACCACACCACGUCUAUCUUGCCAGGAGAACUGACGUGCACCUGCCUGUUAUUGUGCAUGAUCAGACCCUGGAGACUAUCACCAACUAAGAGAAUUGUCCUGUGUCAGUGUUUAUUAAAUGGAUUUAAAGCACACGCACAUUCACACACACCUCGCCCUUACAGCUCUAGGCUAACCCUGGAAGGCACAACUGUGCACAUCCAGGAGCUCUGCAAGGUUUUAGUGGUAAGAGCAAAAAGUCAGCUAGAUGGAAUAAACGCAAUCUUGGUGACGUUUAAUAAGGAUGUGACAUUAUUUAAAACAUUUUGGUGUUCUUUCGCACUUGCUUUUUCAUUUAUAUUCUGUUUGUUUUUCAAUAUGUCGACGGACUGAGGGGGCAAUGGUGGAGAACUUUGGCUUUUUUGGGCUCUGUAGAUGGGUACUGGGUCAAUACAAUGUGAUUUCUGUUUCUUAUGAGUUAUUACAAACCAGAGCAAAUUGCUUCCCUUAUCAUAAAACCAAAUGCAAUCCAGUCUUUGUUGGACUUUGCCUAUUGACACCGGUUGGUGUGUGGCUCCUUGUCUUGGGUCUCACGUCCCGACAGCGGCUCUGAAGCAUCUUGCAUGAGUCCAUGAGUCCGUGGUGGGAUCUGACUGUGCCAGGAAUAAAUAAGACAUGAAGAGUGACCUACUUUCUCACUAUGGGUAAAGAGUGUGUGAUAUGUAUGUGACCAUGUAUAGGCUGUGUUUUCAUUUGAUACUGGUUUCUUCUAAAAAUGACCUUCAUUUCCCUCAGGGGAUGCUAGUUGUAUAUCCGCAGUUCAGUAAGUCUCCUUUAAGGCAUACAAUCAGUGAAGAGGAAAAAAUCAUUUUCUGGGAGUGUUAGGUGAGUAGCACAGGGUUAAAUAUUCUAGGUUAAUUUAUCAGAAUUCCUAAUCAGUUUGAAUAUUACCCAAGAGAAAAGGUAAAAUGUUUUUGUUUUUCAUUUUUGGUUUUGGUUUUGGUUUACAUGGUAGCCAACCUUAAUAUCUCAAACUCCUUGGUGCAUUUUAAAAAAUAUAUGAUUUUGUGGCUUGUUAGGACACCAGUGAACCAGUGUUAAUGUAGCUGGAAGUGUCUGAACAUUUUUGAGGAGUGGCCCUUCUAUUUCUGUAAAUAAAACGUUUUUUAAACCUGUUAGCUAUAGAAAAUCUAGAAUAUAAACACAACUAUUCUUUUGAGUUAACAUAAUUUAUCCUUUUAUUUAUAAGGAGAUUAGAAACCAAAACCCUUUUGUUAUCUGUGGCAUAGCUUCUAUUUUAAUUUAAACCACAGAUCUUCUCUCUCUUAAUAAAAUGUUUUAAAAUGGCCAAGUAUAGGUACCUGAAAAUACCCACAAUAUUAAAACAAGAAAUUGCAUUCCACAAAAUUGCCUAUGGAGUAAAAGUGUCAGAAGGAGUUAUUGGGGCCUACUAGGUACCAUAGAAGGGUCUUGAAAACUCUCUCUCAUCUAAUUAAGUAACCACCAACCUAGAAGGAUGAUUCUGUUUGUUCAGCAACUAUAGUGGGUUGUACCCAAGGUAAAAAUUUUUGACAUUACCAAGUCAUCAGAAGAUGUUUUUGUACUUGGACUAUUCCUUUUCUCCAGGUAGGCCUGGAAGAUAAUUGCAAGUAGUGAAACACACUGAAAAUCUCAGCAUCUCAGAUCACUUCAUGUAGGGAAUCACUGUGUGGGCAAGUCAUCUCUCUUAGCUCCUGACCCAUUCCCAUCUGCUUAACCUUUUAGACCAGUGUGUUCUAUUUUAGUUCCUGAAAAUAAUCUUUAGAAAUGUAUAUUUCUCAAAUACAUGAAAUGUGAUGAUACAUAAAAAAAUGAGAGUCACAUAUCCCUUUGGAAUUUCCCACCGUUUCUAUGUCACCUAUUUCUUUCUUUCAUGCUUAUCAUGGUAUAAAACCCAAUGUAAUACAUCUGAAAGACAAUUUAGAGCAGUCAAGUUUCACUCUAUGGAGUGGUGGCUUCACUUCCUUCUCACUGAACUUCUGGUACUGUCCUUCCCUGAUCUUCUCUGGAAUCUUCCUGUUUACCCAAUAGUCCAGAUUGUUUGCAACUCAAAAGCAGGUGCACAAUGUUGUUUAUCUUACAAACGCUUCACACUCUGCUUAGAAAAUACCUCAUUCAUUUUUUGCUUUCCAUUAACACUUUUACAUCCACUUGGGUAAAAAUAUUAUCUAUGAGCAAUUAUACACAAAAUCAAUUUUUAUAACUCAAAUGGUAUUUUACACAGACUAAGGGAAGUAGUAAUAUUAAAGUAUUUCUUUUAUAAAAGGAAGACUUGCAAAAAGCGGUCGUUUCUUCCUUAAUGUUAAUAUAUUGCAAAAUACUGGAUUUGGUGCAAAUCAAGCUCAAAGAGGAUCACUCUAAAUUUCUAACUUAAUUUCUGAGCUACACUCUUAAGUAGUACAUUUAUUCACUCCAAAAACAUUUAUUGAACAUCUAUCAAUGUGUCCUAGGUAGGAGACAAAUACAGCAUAGUCCUUUUUCUCAGAAAAAGGUUUUAAAAUCAGUUUUUUUAAAAAAAAAGAGUGGUUGAAGCAAAAUAUCUUUAUCUCAUUUAUUUACUUUAUUUUAAAGUAACAAUGUGUUCAAAUUAGUGGUGUGACUUGAAUGAGUCCAUUUUUAUUAUUCCCUUAAAGCAAUGAAACUAAAAAAAAAUCUCCUUUUAGUGUUAUUUUGUCUACUUUUAUGUAAGUACACUUAAUGAGUAUAAGAAAAUUUUGGGUAUCUCCCAUGACAUUAGAAAUGUAACCAUUUUUAUAAUUUAUUUGUUAAAAUAGCAUGGAGAUGAAAAGUAUUAGUAAGGCCUGCAUUAACUUAAUGAGGAAAUAUAUGUAUACUCACUCUUGCUUUUUUAAUUGAAAGGUAGACUACCUUUUGAUAUGUGGAGGGAAAAUGAAAGUUCCUAUAGCCAUGAUCCUCACCUGACCCCAAUCUACUCGCUGAUAUAAUUGGUCUACUCUGUUGUCUGCUGUGUUGUCUACUGCUUCCACACUCACAGGCAAUAGCUAUUAUUGACCGAGUCACUAUAUAAAGAGCUCUCCCCAGUCCUCUGCCCUGAGGCAGAGACAAAGACAGAUUGCCAGCACCUCAGAAGGCAGAUGUGCUAACAGCACUCUACCUGCCACCAUGAGAAUAAAGCUUGGUAUAAACCCUUUUAUGCCUAACAUUCCAUUGUUGUUAUUCGGUAUCACUGAAUCCAGAGUGAACUCACCCAGGGGCAUUCCUCCUCAAGCAAGACAGUAUGUUUUAAUUAAGUGGCAAUCUCCGGACAAAGGGAGAAAUGUAAUGACAUAUUUAGACUUUAUUAAUGACUUAUGAUAUCUGUGUUCUAGAAAAAAUAGAUAAAACAUUCACAGGCUGAAAGUAACAAAAAUAGCAUGGAUGUUUCUUUUCUACAUUACAUAAAGUUUAUUCUGAUACAUAUUUCUUUUGAGAGCCAUUGGCCCAGAUGCUGAGCUUGUGGUUCAUAUUUUCUGUCUUCAAAAUUUCCAAAUCAGCAAAUGACAUCACGAUGGAUACUGGGGUCUCUGCAGUGAUAUUUGGAUAUGAAGCAAAUCUCCAAAAUUUGUUCAGUCUGUGGGUGAGAAUUGGGCCCUAAAACAACUUAAGGUAGAAUUUAGUCAUCCAUUAUUUUCUAUAAAUAAGUCCAACUAAGAACAUCCUGAAUAUCUGAACCAGAAAUUUGACAAUGAGUUCUGAAUAUUCACUCACUGUUUCAUGCUACAAAUACUGAAUGAGCACCUGAAUCUUUUAUGGGCUGUUACAGGCAUACACACUUGCGGUGAAUUCAGAAGACCUUCGCACCUUUAUAUAAUCUACAUCUAAUGGGGAAAUGAGGAAGUGGAAGGCACUAACAGAACAAACAAAGCAUGUUAGAAGGAUCAACAUGAUGGGAGGUGCUAUUUAGGCCAGGUGGUCAGGGCAGGCCUCUCAGAAGAGGUGGUGUUUGGGCAGAGACCCCAGUACAGUGCAGGAAUAGGCCGUAUCAGUAUCUGAGGGAAAAGCAAAUGCAAAGGCCUGGGAGUAAGAGCUUAUUUGUGUAUAUAAGGAAUGGCAGGAUUGUGAACAAAGAAUGGAGAAGCGUGAUAGUGAAUGAAAUGGAAGAGGUAGGCAGGGGUCAGAGCAUGGCAAGAUCUUGGGAUUUUACUCUAAAUAUGGGAGAAUGAUGAACAGAUUUGAUAAGGGAAAUGAUAUAAUCUAAAUUUUCUUUUUGGAAGGAUCCCUCUGGCUGCUGAGUGGAGAGAGGAGGUUAGAAGAAAGAAAAGAAUGGAAAUGAAGUUUCUGUUGUAGGGUUUAACAGUAGCACAGAAAGAUAUAAUGGGGCUUGGAUGAGAAAGUGGAGGUGCUGGGAAGUGGCUGGGUUCACUUAAAAGGAUGUAUUGUGAAUACAGAGUUGACAAGAUUUGUAGAUGUAUUGGUAAGCAAUAUGAAAGAGAUCGGGCAUGACUCCAGAUUUUUAAAAAACCUAAACCGUGGGGUAAAUAAUGGCACACUUGAGUGAGAUGGUGAACAAUGGGUUAGGAGCAUAUUUGGGAAGAAAAUCAUAUUUGAUCUGGGUCAUGUCAGUUAGGGAUGUUCAUUAGAUAUCCAAGUGAAGUAGCAGGAGUAUGUACAAGGCUGGGAUAAAGGGAACAAGUUGAGCUGUAACAUAAAUCCGAGAGUAAUCAGCUCCAAGUGUUAUUUAGGACCAUGAGACCGUAUGAGACCACCAAGUGACUCAGUGUAGAUAAAGAAGUCCAAAGAGAGAGGUACUUUUUGCAAAAACAUGAGGGUAUUCUAAGGAAUGUCCAGUGAGGUAGAGGAAAACCCAGGAGAGUGUGCUCUCCUGGAAGCCAAGUAAACAUGUUUCAGAAAAUGUGGGAAUCAGCAACUGGGAUGAUGUGACUAAAAGAAGAGGACUGAAGAUUGACAAUUGAACUUGAUUUUGUGAAGGUCAUUUCUGACCUUGACUAGAGCAGUAACUCUAGGUCUGAGCAGAAAAACAUGGCUCCAGUGUGUUGAAGAGAAUAUGGGAGGUGAGGAUUUAGAAACUGGUACAUAAAAUUCAUGAGUUUUUUCUAAAAAGUGAAGCAGAAAAAUGAUGUUGAAAUUAGACACAAAUGUGAGGUGAAUAAAGCGUUUUUAAAAAUCUAUUACAGCAUGGGUAUGUGUUGAUGGGACUAAUUUAUAAAGAGAAAAAUUCAUAAUGGGCUGUAGGAUAUGAGAAGAGCAGUUGGCCUGGUUGGUGCAGGAGGCACAAUCAUUGUAGCAGGAGGUGAGGUGGCCUGUAUGGGACAGACGUAGGUAGUCUGGUAGACAUGAUGACGGAAUGUAAGGAUGUGAUCUUCUGCUACUGUCUUUUUUCUCAGUAAAGACAGGCUAUCAGUAACUGAAUACAUAUAAACAAGGUUAUCAGUUGAGAAUGAGGAGUGGAAGGACUUACGGAGGUGUGAGAAGUGUGAUUUGACUUUGGAAAGUGUGGAGGUUAAGUUACUGCACAGGGAGGAGAGCCGUGUGGGCCACACUUACACAGGAGCGAGACGAUCAGCGUGACGGUCUUUGG
Molecule: messenger RNA, 11665 nt
Organism: Manis javanica (Malayan pangolin)
Lineage: Eukaryota; Metazoa; Chordata; Mammalia; Pholidota; Manidae
Gene: MAPK10
Product: mitogen-activated protein kinase 10
Biological process (GO): protein phosphorylation
Molecular function (GO): ATP binding; MAP kinase activity
Source: RefSeq, a predicted model, not a curated record